GUUCUCAUCUGCUCUCAUAUCACGAGCGGGGAACCCUCCCUCUCCCGCGAAGCAUCACGGCCUUGUCGUGAAGCGGAGUCCUUAUCUUUCAAAACUCUACGCCUUCGGCUCCAAAUUCACACAGCGAGAGAUCAAUACAAUAUACUUGUCGAGAUGAGGGGUCGUCCGGUAGAUCAACUCGUUUACGAGUCCAUGUUUCCCAAGCCGCGUUCGACAGACGUGCAAAACUUCCAGUCCCUACUUCAUCGGCACCUCAUCCUUGAAGUCCGUCAAGAAGUCCACUCGUUUUAUGGCCACCUUGAUACUCAGGAGGCCAAAUACCCAGGUCUCGACUAUUGCCAUCCCAUACAUCGGAUACGUCUCAGCCGUUGGCCGUGGCACCGCCGCCUAUUCCGCGCAUUUGACAGUCUCCGCCUGACCAGUGCCGAAAUCGCGGGUCUGACAAAGUGGGAGGGUACCAAAUGGGCGAAGGACCGCUUCGAACGUGACUCUGGUAUCACUAUUCGAGACACCGCCGCCGACAACAUCUCUCUCUGGGUCGAGCCGGAGCACAGGCCCCAAACUACUGGCGAGAUCCCAAGAGCCACCUACCAAGAACCCGAAGAGGAAGAAGAUGAGGACGAGGAAGAGGAAGUAAUAGAUGAGGGAGAGGAUAUUGAGGAAGAUGAUGAAGAUGAAGAGAAUAUGGACCUUGAACAGGUCGAAGAGGAAAGCGACGGGGAGUUGGAAAGUAUCGGGUUUGCUUUGAACGAACACCUUCGAGAGCGAGCAGCUCGCCAAGAGGCUGGAGAACUGUCGGAACACUACGAGGAGGAGUGGGAGCAGUGGCUGAAGAAUGCCAUAGACUCUGGCGAGUUCCCAUUUCUCACAGAUCCAAACCAGCAACCAAGCGACGCAACCCUAAUCCCCCAGGCCCUCUUUCCCCCAAAUAUGUUGAGUGCGGCGAGGGCAGGACGUUGGGAGGUGAUACCAGAGUUUCUUCGUGAUAUCAUCCGCCGGACGAUCGAGCUGGAGAGGGCGCCGAGAGAUGAUCCAACGCCCGUCUUGCCAACAUCGCGGGCCAGGUCCUCCGAGACCUUCAUGGGCGUCGUUUUUGAACGUUUAGAUAAUUUCCACCGUUCCUACUCGGACAUACGAUUGCCUACGUCGAGUGGAGAUGGUCGCGGCAAUGCUACAGAAGUACGACUUCAGCGCACGGCUCAGCCAGGCGCAUGAAGUGGCAUUGGUUCUACUGGUAUGGGUGAUAUGCGAUC
Molecule: messenger RNA, 1253 nt
Organism: Xylaria bambusicola
Lineage: Eukaryota; Fungi; Ascomycota; Sordariomycetes; Xylariales; Xylariaceae
Exons: 1
Coding region: 154-1215 (353 amino acids)
Source: RefSeq, a predicted model, not a curated record